AUGGGAGAAAGCGAGGAUGGAGUCGGAGUUGAUUACAAAGCAGGUCGCGUUAAGGACAUCCAGCCCGUUCCAGCUCCUCCUUCGAGGAAGCACGGACCUGUAACCGUUAACGGAAACCACGUUCUUCCUCGUUCCUUCGCAACCCCUCUCUUCGGAUUUCGAGUACCCGUCGAAGUGUAUGGUUGCAGCGACCGAACACGAUUCCUUCUACCAGCUUCACCGACCAAUGCAACUUUCAUAUUCAUCACUAGCGGCUCUCCCUCUCUUGGCGUGUUUCGAGACACUGCCGAAGGUGAACUACGUUGGGGUCAGCAUCCGGGGAUGCUCCAACCUGAAGCACGGUUCGAACUUUGGGUAGGAGGAGGAGGGUAA
Messenger RNA from Marasmius oreades (fairy-ring Marasmius), 372 nucleotides. RefSeq lists its product as uncharacterized. The transcript has a single exon. Bases 1 to 372 code for a protein of 123 amino acids. The record is from RefSeq and is a predicted model, not a curated record. NCBI's taxonomy places the organism in Eukaryota, Fungi, Basidiomycota, Agaricomycetes, Agaricales, Marasmiaceae.